CAGUGCAGCCUCCGCCUCCAUUUCCGUCAGGGCGUCCACCAUUUGUCGCUUCUCUUCUCUGCAGUCCAUCGUCACCACCAUCCACCUCGGCUUCCCCCUCGCGUUCGCCGCGGACAGCGCCUCCGAGAUGGAGCUCCGCCUCUGCCUUCGUCUCCACGCGCGCCUCCCACCAGCCACGACGCCGCCCCCGCCGCCUUUCGCGGCGCCCGCGGUGCUCCCCGCGUCCCGCCGAAUUCGGACUGGUGGGAGCUACGGGGUUGCUCUUCGGCGGCCCACGAGGCGUUCGAAUCCGGCGAUUCGCGCUUCCGAAGCCGACGGCGCGCCGGGUGUGGCUGUGAAGGAGAGGAGCGUCUCGGUGAUCCUCUUGUCCGGAGGGCAGGGAAAGAGAAUGGGGGCAAGUAUGCCGAAGCAGUAUCUGCCACUACUGGGACUACCAAUUGCAUUGCACAGUUUGAAAACAUUCUGUCAACUGAAGGAAAUGAAAGAAGUCGUGGUAGUGUGUGACCCAGACUAUAGUGAUGUAUUUGAAGGUUCUAUUGAGAACUUGCAAAUACCUCUUAAAUUUGCAUGCCCAGGAAAAGAGAGACAGGACUCUGUUUUUAAUGGACUUCAGGAAAUUGAUGGGGAUUCGGAACUUGUUUGUGUCCAUGAUUCUGCAAGGCCCUUAGUUUCUUCUGAAGAUGUAAAAAAGGUCUUACAAGAUGCUGCUGUGCAUGGGGCAGCUGUUCUUGGUGUGCCUGUGAAAGCUACAAUAAAGGAGGCUAAUAGUGAUUCUUUUGUCGUAAAAACCCUUGACCGGAAAACUCUAUGGGAAAUGCAAACUCCACAGGUUAUGAAGCCUGAUUUACUCAAAGCUGGUUUUGAGCUUGUUAAACGGGAUGGCCUUGAAGUCACCGAUGAUGUAUCCAUUGUAGAAUAUCUCAAGCACCCUGUCUAUAUUACGGAAGGCUCUUACACAAACAUUAAGGUGACCACUCCGGAUGACAUGCUUCUGGCUGAGCGCCUGAUGAGUGGGAAAUGAUAGGCAAAACUAACUGUUUGCCUGAUUUUACAGACAACUUUGAUUUUGUAGUGCAGCAUUCAUCAGCACUUAAACAUUUUUGAAAACUAGAAUAAUUAUGGAGCUAGUACACGAGAUAGCUGACCUCUUUGUAAACAUUCUUUAUAUAUCAAUGAAAAAUGGGGUAAGGUUUUCUGCUGAAUUCAUACUUUGGCAGAACAAA
Setaria italica (foxtail millet) is the source of this 1223-nucleotide messenger RNA. RefSeq names its product 2-C-methyl-D-erythritol 4-phosphate cytidylyltransferase, chloroplastic. The record is from RefSeq and is a predicted model, not a curated record. The transcript has 12 exons. Gene Ontology annotation, molecular function: 2-C-methyl-D-erythritol 4-phosphate cytidylyltransferase activity. Gene Ontology annotation, biological process: isoprenoid biosynthetic process. NCBI's taxonomy places the organism in Eukaryota, Viridiplantae, Streptophyta, Magnoliopsida, Poales, Poaceae. The coding region runs from base 128 to 1021 and encodes 297 amino acids.